UCACUACCGGAAGUGUAUGUUUGUGUUAGCAUUAGCUUGAUUUCUGUUCGUGCCGGAGCAAGUCAGCUGGUUUGUUAGUUUACUGCUUCAGUUAGCUCAGUGAAAGCCUUGCUAGCCCAUGGGAAAGUGCUUUUCUCCAAACUUUAUUUUUAAAGUGACUUCCCUCCAUUUAUUUAACAAAGAAACGCCUCAUGUUAGCUAGGUGCCUGCGGUUAUUCCGCUAGCUAGCGAGGAUUUGAUCCAGCUGGAAGCUUGGAGCAUCCUGCUAGCCUAGCAGCUAAAUUAGCAAAACACACUGGAAAGAAGUAAGGUGAGGAGGACCAGUGUCAUCAACCAUGGCAGGUGGAAUUACAGAGACCGGGGAACCCUACUCUGCAUUUGUGGGGCUGGUCUACAUGUUCAACCUGAUCGUGGGGACAGGAGCUCUGACGAUGCCCAAAGCCUUCGCCACAGCCGGUUGGGUGGUCAGCUUAGCCCUCAUUUCCUUUUUAGGUUUCAUGAGCUACAUGACGACCACGUUUGUGAUCGAGGCGAUGGCGGCGGCCAACGCUCAGCUGCGCUGGAAGAGGAGAGAGCAGGAAGAGAUCAAUGACAGCGACUCCACCUCUGACUAUUCGGACGAUGACGGCAUGGGCCGAGGCCGAUCAGAGCCGGAGACGAAGCCCAUCCUGUCUGUUCGUGAGUAUCGUGACAGAAGCGUUCACGAGAGAUCGGGAGGUCACGUCGAUCACUUCGACAUCGCGGAGCGGGUCGAGAUGGGUCAAAUGGCCUCCAUGUUCUUCAACAAAGUCGGCGUCAACAUGUUCUACAUCUGCAUAAUCGUCUAUCUCUACGGAGAUCUGGCCAUCUACGCAGCAGCUGUGCCGAUAUCCCUGAUGGAAGUCGCCUGUGGGAAUCACUCCUGCAGCGCUGGAAGCGUCAAGUACAACGACACGGAUCCGUGCUGGGGUUCCGUCACGAGGAAAGACGCUUACCGGGUGUUUCUGAGCAUCUUCACUGUCUUGUUGGGUCCUUUCACCUUCUUCAACGCCCAGAAGACCAAAUAUCUUCAGAUUCUCACCUCACUCAUGCGCUGGAUCGCGUUCACCAUGAUGAUCAUCUUGGCUCUCAUCCGUAUCGGUAAAGGUACCGGCGAAGGCACCCCGCCAGUCGCCACCCUGUCCGGGGUGCCCAACCUGUUCGGCGUGUGCGUCUACUCCUUCAUGUGUCAACACUCUCUUCCCUCCCUGGUGACGCCCAUCUCCGACAAGAAGCGCGUCGGCACCCUGGUGUUCGCGGACUACGUCCUGAUCCUCGGCUUCUACGUCCUCCUCUCCUUCACCGCCAUCUUCUGCUUCAAGAGCUCGCUGCUGCACGACAUGUACACGCUGAACUUCACGGACAACUGCGACGUGUUGAACAUCCCGUUCCUGCGCUACUUCCUGGGCCUGUUUCCGGUUUUCACCAUCAGCACCAACUUCCCCAUCAUCGCCGUCACGCUGCGCAACAACUGGAAGACCCUGUUCCACCGGGACGGGGGCACCUACCCGUGGGUGGUGGACCGCGUCGUGUUUCCCCUCAUUACCCUGGUGCCCCCCAUCGUGGUGGCCUUCUGCACCCACAACUUGGAGUCCCUGGUGGGGAUCACGGGAGCCUAUGCCGGCACAGGGAUCCAGUACAUUGUCCCCGCCUGCCUCGUGUACUACGCCAGGCGCCAUCUGGAGCCCGUGGUGGGCAGAGAUGCCGUCAACAAGCACCGGUCUCCUUUCCGCCACGCCUUCUGGGUGUGGUUUGUUUUGCUGUGGGCCGGCUCCUGCCUCAUGUUCGUCACAGCCAACAUCAUCCUGACUGACACCAAGAAAUGAGAACAAGAACAAAUCUCCCUCCGUCUGUUCGGCCAGUCGCUCUGCUCCUGCACACGAGGCCUUACUCGCUGCUGGUUGGACAGUGUGCCUUUUUGAAAGGGACUUCUGUUGCAUAUAUUAAAUGUAAUUAAGAGUAAUUUAUCAAAUUUGUUAAAAAGGGACCAAAUGUCAAGUUGUUUUAGUUCCAUGGAUUGAAGCUGGAUCCGUGCAUGACGACAGUGAAAGGGAAGUGAGAAGGAUCAUUUAUUAAACGGAUGUUUUGUCAACAAACAGCUCACAGUCUGCAGUUUUCACAACAGUUUGCACUUACACAACUUUGUAAAAAUGUAUCUGACGGCCUCAAACAAAGUAGUUCGAAAGAAACGUCGCACAAAAUGCACAAAGUUGUCUUGAUUGUCGAAGGUUUGACGUUGGAAAGAAGGAGCUGGGUGUUGUUUGACCAUCCGACACUCUCAAGCAGACUUGUGCCUUAAAGGUGGGAAUCUGUAGAAAUCGACCUGGAUCAUAUUUUUCAAUGUUUUUGUGUCAAAAUUAUGAGAAUGAUUCUGGCAGAGAUGAACCUUGAAGAAAUCAGCCAGACUCCAUUUGCAAAAACUGUGAAAUAAAAUGCAGUUUAUCAGAAAAAGGAGCGACGGACGGGUUGGACUUUAUUCGACCGGAUCAUCAGAAUUGAUGAUUGUUUUCACAGCCGAAAAAUAAACCAAGAUGACUUCAGUGAGUUUCUCGACAGUCGAGUUUGACUGGAGCGUGUUUUAAGAUGAUAAAAUUACCGUUUCUGCAAAUGGAGUCUGGUGACUUCUGAUGAAAACCAGGAGGAUCUCACUCUUGUCGAGAAGGUUUAUCUCGAUCUGAUUGUUGUCAGAAAUGUAGAAUAACAAUCAUUUUGUCUGUAUUAGACACAAAAACAUGGAACAAAAGGAUCCAGGUUCUGUGUGUCGCCCAUCUUAUGUUUCAUUUAUUGUCUUUCAAAUCUCACACUGGGGAAUAAGAUGCGUGUGAAGAUGCUGACGAAUGUUCAAAUAAAAAUAUAUGUAAGCCGAGCAGCGACGAGAACGAAGAGCCUGUCACCUCCCAGACUCGCUCCUCUGUUGCUAAACUGCUCAGCGUCUCCACAGCUCAAUAAUGAAACCGGAACAGAACCCCAACCGGAGCGAGUCGCGGAUGAUCCGUCUUUCAUGUCUGACGUGGAUCCAUCCCUCAGCGGCGGCUGCCUCCGAUCUUCCUCGUCCUCCCUCGUGAACAACGAGGCCGGGCGCGGUGACAGAUCCGCGGACAGAUUGGCCUCCAGGAGGAGCUGCGUCUCUGUUUGUCACCGGGCUGCGGCGGCUGUAGUUCACACGCAGGGCAUGUCUCGCAUCUUUUACUGCUCAGCAGCCGUUCACGACUCUGUCAGACUCUCACUGUAUCUAUCACACGGCUGCGGCACCUGACAGGAUGACGGUGAUCCGCAGAGUUUCAGCUCCGGAUGCAGAGUUCAGCUUCACGACUGUAGCUCAGAGGUGCUGAUUUCACCGACACGUGGCAGCUUCCUCUCCGAGUCCAUCGGCUUCGUCUCAUUUCGUGUUGUCUGGUUUCAUAAGUCGUUUUCGUCGGCGACAUUGUUGGGUUGCUUCACCUCAGGAACAAAAAGAACAUGAAGAAAAAGUAGAAAAGUAGUUUCCUCUUCACCGUCUGGUCCGUCGAUCAUCCAGAGGGGUUUUUUUUUUUGUUGUUUUUUUGGAAGCAAAAUAUUUGCUGCUGGAAAAACCACAAACGAAAAAAAUCUCUGCUCUCGACUGGAGGGAGAAAAAUCUGCGAGACGGAUCCGAGUAAAACUAAUUAGACCACGAGAGGUUUUUUUGUUUUUGUUUUGUUUUGUGUCAAGAUGAAACUUCAGCUUCAGUGUUUGAGCGUCACCGAGCGUUGAGACGCUGCAGUGAAGGAGUGAAGCCGAUCGAUUCAUGAUCACUUUAACAGACAGCAGCUUGUUACCUGCUGCUCGUUAAUAUCUUUAUUUUUGAUUUAUCUUUUAGCAUGCUUUAUUUCUCUGUCGAUUACUUUCUUGGUUUGGUCUUUAAAAUGUCUUGUUUUGUCCACAACCCAAAGAAGAAAUACUCACAUUUAACAAGCUGGAAUCAGAUAAUUACACUGUUGGUGUCCAGUAUCAAGAUAAUCACGAUCAAUACUAGAAAACUAAAUACUGAUUUUGUGUGAACGAUCCAGUGAAGAUGUGCGUCUUGUUUCUGAGCUGGUCUGGUUUUCUUUUCACUAAUAAUCAAGUGUAACUUCUUUAUUUCUGUGGAUAUCACAAUCAAAUCUUUGGCUUUAUUUAGUCUAACCCUAAUAAUCAAGGAGGGAAAUCUGAUAUCAUGACAGCCGAAGCGAUCGAUCGAAUGAUUAUCAGCGUGAUUGGUGAUUAAUUUAAUAGUUGACAACUCGAUUAUGAAGCACCAACAGAAACGGUGUUGAAUCCAAAGUCCAGUGAUGGUGAGAAAAGUUUCUGAGUGAACUGUUGGAGUUACGUAGGAAAUUGUGAGCGUGCUGCAUUCAGGUGCUCCUCCGACAGUCCGACUUCCCGAAGUCCUGUCCUGUUUGUACAUCAAAUAUAAACAUUCCGAUCGGCCUGACAUCCAGAGAUUGUGCUCCAACUUGAAGAGCGUUAAGAUAUGAGAUGAUAAAAAAUAACCUCCAUCUCGUCCUUCAUCGUCUUUUCCUGCACACCUCGUUCAUGUCAGAUCAUAUUUGAGCUCUUGAAAUGUUGUCAGAUGAUGAAAAAUGUUUAAAAACUAAGUAAAUUUUGAGUUUAUUUGACUUGUUUCACCUUUUUUAGCAACAUAUUCACAGUACAAACAACUUGUUUUUCUCUGUAUCGUCUGAAAGUGUCGUAACCAACAUGAGGGCGGACGGAUUUUCUUUGUGUCGUCUCGAACGUCCUCUAGAGAGAUUUAGUUGUAUUAAACUUAGAUUUAGAAACCGAAGCAGCUCAGGGUGAGAUAUCAACACUAUUCAAGCUCCAUCAGGUCCGAUAUGUUGGAUAUUUAUCACAAUCUUUUUGUUAAAUGUCUGAACUGAAGCUGUUUCCUGCAACACGACUCGUUUUCACACGUUUGUGUUUUAGUGCUUCCACAGUGGAGGUCAAUUAAAAUGCAGGCGGAGUGUCGGGCGAACAGUAGUUCACUGAGUUGUGCAGCUUUCUCAUCAGCUGCUGUGAUGCACUUUAAAUUGAAAGCUAAUGUGCUGUGACGCGACUGUUUUUAAGGAACUGCGACUGUGAGAUUUUCUGCUCGUGCGUCGAAGAGCUGCCUACAUUUUCUUUUUCUUUUUAGCGCCACGACUCGACGUCGACCACAUCUGGACUCGACAGAUUCUCUGAGGUUUUUCCAGCAAUUCUAAAACUCUGCAGCUCAUCAGUGCUCCUCUCUUCUGUCUGUCCGUAAUAAUAAAUGCUGAGAUUGUACCUUUCUGCAAAACCACAGACUUGUAUCGUGUUGUAAGUUUUUAAGUUUAGUCCUGUUGUUAAGUUGUGGUUGGAUUUAGACACAAAACUCUUUUUCGUACGAUAAAAUCUUCUCUUCUGGCCUGAAUGACCUGGUGUCCUUUCCUCAAAGACGGCUACUAAAGGUCCUGAUGUCAUGUUAGAAAUAUUUGUUUUAAAAGCCCCAAAGACGGCAGCAAGAAGUCCUGAUGUUUGGUUUUAUUGUCCUAGAAAUGAAUGAAUGAAUGUCGCUGAAAUAUCCUGAUAACUCCCGACGUCUUGCUAGAAACCAUUUGUGUUUACGGACUCUGCAGAAAGUCCAGAUGUCUCGUGGAAAGUCUGCAGAAUUUAGAAACGGACUCUGUCACAGUCGCUGUUUGCACAAACUUAAAACAUCCUCAUUAUUCGUCAUGUUCAUGUUUACGUUCCCUCUUCUGUGCCGUUUGGUUUCCUCCUCGUCACCUUGAAGUGAAACUCUUCAGUCUCGCUGUAGUUCGAUGUUUUUAAGACGCGUGUUGGUGUUUGUCCGUGUGAGUGAACGAUGUUUAACGUGUCGGUGAUGAAUCUUGUGCCUUUGUGGUUCUUUUUUUUUUUUUACAGGCUCAUGUUUUUUUACUCGUCAACGUUUCGACAUCGUCUGCAUGUCCGACUUCUUCUUCUUUUUUUUAACUGACAAUCUGUUUUUGGUUGUGAUUUCUCGUCAUGUUUCUGGGUUUUGUUUACAUGGUUUGCUCAGCCUGGUUCACUGCUUUAAUGUUCUGUUGUAUUAUUUUUCACAAAGAAUAAAAGCUUUAUGUUCAUCUGAACCUCA
Acanthopagrus latus (yellowfin seabream) is the source of this 6109-nucleotide messenger RNA. It is a transcript of the gene slc38a12, whose product is annotated as transmembrane protein 104. The transcript is spliced from 10 exons. Bases 336 to 1844 code for a protein of 502 amino acids. NCBI's taxonomy places the organism in Eukaryota, Metazoa, Chordata, Actinopteri, Spariformes, Sparidae. The record is from RefSeq and is a predicted model, not a curated record.